Fomitiporia mediterranea MF3/22 is the source of this 2277-nucleotide messenger RNA. RefSeq names its product BOP1NT-domain-containing protein. The transcript is spliced from 8 exons. The record is from RefSeq and is a predicted model, not a curated record. Lineage: Eukaryota; Fungi; Basidiomycota; Agaricomycetes; Hymenochaetales; Hymenochaetaceae. Gene Ontology annotation, cellular component: PeBoW complex; preribosome, large subunit precursor. Bases 1 to 2277 code for a protein of 758 amino acids. Gene Ontology annotation, biological process: maturation of LSU-rRNA from tricistronic rRNA transcript (SSU-rRNA, 5.8S rRNA, LSU-rRNA); ribosome biogenesis. Gene Ontology annotation, molecular function: ribonucleoprotein complex binding; protein binding.
AUGGCUCAACGUACCACAAACGGGCUGAAAAAGAGGAAGAAAGGCGAAGAAGCUAUCUCUUUCCCUGAACGAAAUUCGGAAUUCGUAGAUGAUGUUGGUCUCGAAAUGCAAAGCGAAGACGAGAACGGAGCAGACGAGGUGGAGAACUCAGAUGACGAGGGAGCGGAGGAAUUCCCAGAGCUGGAUACGAGAAGUGACACGGAAGAUGAGGAGGGUGAAGAGAGCCAAGAUGAAGAUGAAGAUGGAAAUGAAACAGAACCCAGCGAGGAUGGUACCGUCGAAGAGGAUUCAGACGAUAGUCUCUACGUAUUCCCGCGUGCAAAGACCAUAACGUCGGACAUCACUGGACAACCAAAGAAGGUGUACCCAGAAAUUGAACCCGACUAUGAUUCAGACUCUUCCACAGAAGAGGAUCCCAAUCGUAUUGGGAACGUGCCCUUGCAUUGGUACGAUGACCUCCCCCACAUAGGUUACGACAUUAACGGGAAGAAGGUCUUCCGACCAGCAAAAGGAGAUGAGCUUGACAAAUUCCUUAAAACCGUAGAAGACCCGUCAACUUGGACAUCUGGAUUCGAUAAGUUGACUCAGUCUGACAAACAGUUGUCCACAGAAGAGCUUGAUAUCAUUCGUCGGCUACAUGCAAAUGAAAAUCCUGAUGCUGGGUACGAUCCAUACGAGCCAACUGUUGAAUGGUUCACUGGCAAGGGCAAAGAAGAAAUCAUGCCGCUCUCUGCUGCACCAGAACCAAAACGUCGUUGGGUUCCAAGUAAAUGGGAAAAGAAAAAGGUAAUGAAAAUCGUCCGUGCCAUUCGACAAGGCCGUAUUGUCCCAAACAAACCCAAAACCGCCUCUACUACUCGUCAAUUCUUCAACAUCUGGUCCGAGUCUUCCGCAGACCACCCUCCUCCACUCCCUGCACCCAAACCACGUUUACCGACUAAUGCCGAGUCGUACAACCCCCCAGAAGAAUACCUUCCGACUGAGGAAGAACAAAAAGCUUGGGAGGCGACGGACAAGGAAGACCGUGAACGCGAUUUCCUACCGCAGAAGUACAAAUCACUGCGCCUUGUACCUGCAUAUAGCCAGUUCAUUCAGGAACGUUUCUCGCGACAACUAGAUCUGUACCUUGCACCGCGGAUACAACGCAAGAAGCUGAACAUUAACCCGGACGAUCUCAUUCCGAAACUACCAAGUCCGAGCAGCUUAAAACCGUUCCCAAAUUACCGUGCGUUACGAUUUAGGCACGACGGUAAUGCGGCCGCGCGAUGUGUGAGCAUCAGUCCGGACGGUGCAUGGGUGGUGAGCGGAGAUGAGCGGGGUGUAGUCAGCUUGUGGGAGACACUUGUUGGCCGGGAGGUGAAGAGAUGGAAAUUCGACAGCCAAAUUGGUGCGAUACAAUGGUGUCCUCGGACCGAUGUCAGAUAUUUCGCUGUCGGCGUCGAGGAUCACCUCCACUUCCUUAUCCCGCCGAACCUCUCCCCAGACCUCCUUUCCGCUACCAUCAACGUCCUUUCUCCUGCAACACUCCCUCCUACACCGGCAGCUCCCUCACCUAUCAAAUGGACGUCCAUCUCCGCCAGCACUUUCGACACUUCCUCGAAGUCCCCAAUCCUCACAAUCAGUCUAGUCCAGAAUACUGGCCUGCCACGGCAGAUCGUCUGGCACAAACGAGGAGACUACGUUGCAUCCGUCUCUGGAAAAGAUCAAGGCUCUGUUUGGAUACACCAAAUCACCCGUCGACACUCACAAGCACCAUUCAAGAAAGUUAAAGGCUCUGUCCAACUGGUUCUCUUCCACCCUUCGAAACCGCAUUUCUUCGUUGCAACCCAACGAUACGUCCGAAUAUACGAUCUCGCAGCUCAAAAACUCAUCAAAGCCCUCACUCCCGGACUAAAAUGGAUUUCAUCCAUGGACAUCCACCCAUCAGGUGAUCACCUAAUCGUCGGCGGGUACGACCGUAAACUAUGCUGGUUCGACCUCGAACUGAGUAACAAACCGUACAAAAUCCUCCGAUACCACACCCGCGCAAUCCGCUCCCUCUCCUUCCACCCCACCUACCCACUCUUCGCCUCCAGCUCCGACGACGGAACGAUCCAAGUCUUCCACGCCCGGGUCUAUAGCGACUUGAUGACCGACCCGCUAAUUGUCCCACUCAAAAUCCUCCGUGGGCACGACGUGACGAAUGGCUUGGGUGUGCUUCAAAUAGGCUGGUGUCCUGGACAGCCAUGGCUCGUUAGUGCUGGAGCGGAUGGGUCGGUUGGUGUUUGGUGUGCUUAG